UCGUCUAUCUUUAUCCCCACGUGCUCUAAUUCUCCGCCUUCAUUACUCCCUCACCGUCUCCUUCUUCUCUUACUCCUCUUUUCUCUCUCUGUCUCCCUAUCUUCUUCUCUGUCAAGAUGAUUUCUCAUUCGUAUCUCUUAUUUCUGAUAUUCUCGCUUGUUUUUUCAGAUAAUUUCAUUUUAUUAUCAUCCUCUUGUUCUUCUUCUUCUUCAUCUUCUGAAAAUGAGUUCUCUUCUUCCUUUUUUGAUGCUGUAACUUCCUUGAAUCCCAAGUCUUUGAAUUCGCUCAAGAAUCAAUCAGCUUUCAGGCAGCGAAAGCCUUCUAGUGGAUGUGAGGUUUGGACUAAGGCCUGUUCGGAAGCGAUUCUGAGCCUGGCUCGGAGGCCGGAGACGGUGAGCUGGUUGAAGAGUGUGAGGAGGAAGAUUCACGAGAACCCUGAGCUUGCUUUCGAGGAGGUGAAGACGAGUCAGUUAGUUAGAAACGAGUUGGAUAAGAUGGAGAUUGGAUAUAAGUAUCCUUUGGCUAAAACGGGUAUUCGGGCUUGGAUCGGUACCGGCAGGCCUCCUUUUGUGGCCAUCAGAGCUGACAUGGAUGCGCUCCCCAUUCAGGAAGCUGUAGAAUGGGAGCAUAAAAGCAAAGUUGCAGGCAAAAUGCAUGCUUGUGGGCAUGAUGCUCAUGUCGCAAUGCUGAUUGGAGCUGCCAAGAUCUUGAAGACUCGAGAGCAUCUCUUGAAGGGAACUGUAAUUUUGCUCUUCCAGCCAGCGGAGGAAGCUGGAAAUGGAGCAAAAAGAAUGAUAGGAGAUGGUGCUCUGGAGGAUGUGGAGGCUAUAUUUGCAGUUCAUGUCUCCCAUGAACAUCCUACUGCCAUCAUUGGUUCCAGGCCUGGUCCUCUGUUAGCAGGCUGCGGCUUCUUUAGAGCAGAAAUUAGUGGCAGAAAGGGUGGUGCUGAGAACCCACACCGCUGUGUUGACCCAAUUUUGGCAGCCUCCGCUGCAGUGAUAAGCUUGCAAAGCAUCGUAUCUCGUGAAGCCAAUCCACUGGACUCUCAAGUCGUGUCUAUUACUACAAUGGAUGGAGGCAACAAUCUUGACAUGAUUCCAGACACUGUUACACUUGGCGGUACCUUCAGGGCUUUCUCCAACGCAAGCUUUUAUCAGCUUCUUCGAAGAAUAAAAGAGGUGAUUGUAGAACAGGCAAAUGUGUUCAGGUGCUCAGCAACAGUAGACUUCUUUGAGCAGGAAUACACAAUCUAUCCUCCGACAGUGAAUGACGAUGACAUGUAUGGACACGUGAGAAAAGUGGCGAUUGAUUUGUUAGGUCCAACUAACUUCAGAGUGGUACCACCAAUGAUGGGCGCUGAGGACUUCUCAUUUUACUCACAAGUUGUUCCUGCAGCUUUCUACUACAUUGGCAUAAGGAACGAGACAUUGGGUUCAACACACACAGGCCACUCUCCCUAUUUUAUGAUAGAUGAGGAUGUCCUCCCCAUUGGCGCUGCAACUCAUGCAGCUAUUGCAGAAAGAUACCUCAUCGAGCACGGCUAAUGAUGGAGAAUGUGGGAUUUAGCCGUCUGAGGAUUUAGACGAUUGUCACAGAGCAUGAAAAUUUGCAAUCUCAUUUCUUUCCUGCCCUCUUAAUUUGUCUUAAUCCAGUUAGGGCGGUGGGGAUCGGGGGUUUCCCUGCCAGUGUAAAGGAUGGAAGAGAUGGAAGGGCAUCCAUUGGUGAUUGGAGCUAGCUAGAUCUAGUUACAAUUUCCAUUUAGGUGUUCUUCAGGUCAAUAGUAAUCAGCUUUUACUUAAUUUUCUUUGUUCAAAAUAUAGUUGUAGCAUUUUCUAA
This is a messenger RNA of Manihot esculenta (cassava), 1836 nucleotides long. Its product is annotated as IAA-amino acid hydrolase ILR1-like 6. Gene Ontology annotation, biological process: jasmonic acid metabolic process; auxin metabolic process. Bases 117 to 1544 code for a protein of 475 amino acids. The record is from RefSeq and is a predicted model, not a curated record. The transcript is spliced from 5 exons. Gene Ontology annotation, cellular component: endoplasmic reticulum. Lineage: Eukaryota; Viridiplantae; Streptophyta; Magnoliopsida; Malpighiales; Euphorbiaceae. Gene Ontology annotation, molecular function: IAA-Ala conjugate hydrolase activity.